UGCUGCAGCGUCAUGGUCCCGGAGCGCGCGCCCAGCCGGGCGACGGUGAGGAAGCAGCUCGCGCUCAUGCUGCUCUCGGCGCUCGCGACCCUCUGCGUGCUGCAGAGCCUAGCUGUGACGUCUGCGCGCGCGCCCUCUGAGGUGGCGGCUGGAGGCGCGCGGUGGAGCGCUCGCAGGACGCUGCUGAGGCCGGACGAUGACGGAGCCAAGCGCCUGCCCCAGGCCCUCAUCAUCGGCGUGAAGAAAGGGGGCACGCGCGCGCUGCUCGAGUUCCUCCGCGUGCAUCCGGACGUCCGCGCGGUGGGAGCGGAGCCGCACUUUUUCGACCGCAACUACCAGAACGGGCUGCAGUGGUACAGAGAUCUGAUGCCUAAGACCCUGGAGGGCCAGAUCACCAUGGAGAAAACCCCCAGCUACUUUGUAACCCGUGAGGCUCCAGCCCGGAUCUACGCCAUGUCCCGGGACACCAAGCUGAUUGUGGUGGUAAGGGAUCCCGUCACUCGGGCCAUCUCAGACUACACCCAGACACUGUCCAAGAAGCCGGACAUUCCCUCCUUUGAAAGUCUGACCUUCAAAAACAGGACUACGGGUCUGAUCGACACCUCAUGGAGUGCCAUCCAGAUUGGUAUCUACGCCAAGCAUCUGGACAACUGGCUGCAGUACUUUCCCAUGCGUCAGAUUCUGUUCGUGAGCGGAGAGCGGCUGAUCAGCGAUCCUGCCGGAGAGCUGGGUCGCGUGCAGGACUUCCUUGGGCUCAAGAGAAUCAUCACAGACAAACACUUCUACUUCAACCAGACCAAGGGCUUCCCCUGCCUCAAGAAGGCCGAGGGAAGCAGCAGACCCCACUGCCUGGGCAAAACCAAAGGGCGGACUCACCCCAACAUCGACCCUGAGGUAGUGCAGAGGCUCAGAGACUUCUACAGGCCCUUCAACAUGAAGUUCUACCAGAUGACUGGGAGGGUUUUCGGCUGGGACGACUGACCAAGGAAAUGGUUCAAGGAAAGACCAUACACUGUGAGAUAUGCUUGUGGUCACACUUUUAUUAGAAAAACUAUACUAAUGCAAGGGGAAUUAACGUCCUUUAAGUGUUCAUCAAUCUCAUCAGCAACAGAGACGUGUACUGUGCUUCAUUCUGGGAAAUACCUGCCACCUCACCAUCCUAGUCUGAUAAUUCAGACAAGUACUCACUGGAGUCUUGGAUGGCCCAAACACUGCAAAUUUACUGUUUACCCUGCUCUACCACAGCUUAUUUAACUCAAUAAUGGUGUUUUACAUUUGCAUAUUUAUUGGACAUUUAUUGGAUUUGGCAGAUGCUCUGGUGCAUAGUGAUGUGAAUUACUGUAAGUUCUUCUUAUGCUAGUCUAAAGGUACUAAAAGGUAUCAAGGUUAUAGCAGAAAGUGCCAGUAUAUUAGCAUAUGGGUGCUCAAUCCUGGUACUGGAGAUCUACCACUCUAGAGAGUUCAGGUUCAACCCACCUGGCUCUAUUGUUUAGAUUCCCCUGUAGGCAUUCAUUACCUGGAUCAGGUAUGUUAGACUACACUUAAAGUUAAACUCUGCAUGUUCGUAGAUCUCCAGGAUCAGGACUGGGCACCCCUGUAUUAGCAUAUCAUUGCUGUUAUACUCUCUAUAAAAUAAAGGUCCAGUGAAUGAUUCUUUGUAGCAGCACACAGAAGAUCCACUUUUGGCUCCCUAUAAGACCUACUGAAGGCUGGAUUUCCAUUCAAAUGUGUCACAAAUGUUACAUGCAUUUAAGAAAUUUCGGCAGAACAAAAGCAAAUGAAGUCAUGCUUCCAGUACAAUCAUGCAAAUAAACUUUAGAUGAUGUAGGUUACCAUGAUUAGGGGCUCCGUCAAGAAUUAUCUUUACAGCCAUUUGCCAUCUUUUUAUGAUUGUUUACAGCUCAGAGACACUGGGCAGGAUGAGAAAAGGCUCACUGAAGGCUAAAAUCUCUGUGCCAUCCUGACAAUGUCCACUAUACAUUUGGGAAUGAAAAAGCACCAGACAAUUCUGCAGUCUGCAAAGCCAUUAUUCAAAGAGCUUUGGAUUAGGCAUUUCGGAAAGCUUAAAAUGACCUUCAAAAAAGCUAUGCACCAUGAUCGGACCAUCUGAAGGGCCAUUUUUUGCACACUUAUGGCUUGAUAUGUCAUUGUUUAUUGAAAAACGCCUUUUCCAUCACUCUUUUUCGCAUUUCGGCUUUAGCAAUAUUCUAACUUUUCUACCUCGUCCUAGCCUAAAACUCUUUGUAAUAUUUGGGUGAUUUUUUUUUCCAAAUUUUGGGCGUUGUCCAUUUAUGGUUUUUUGCACAUUUUACAAAAUUCACAUUCACAAAACUACUAAUAAAUUGUUCUUUGGAGAACCAUUUUUGAAAAUCAGAUAUGUGACUGAAGAAGUUUAAAAAGCCUACACAUAGUUACUAGGAAGAGCCCUUCAAUGGUUAUAAGACCCUUACAUUACGUAACCUUUAAAAAGCUGGAAAGUUACCAUUUUGCCACCGAACACCACACAAUCACCACCCCUAGGUUAAAUGCUGUAUGUUGUAAGUUAGUGGUAGGAGAGGUGAGCCAGUAACUGGAAAGUUAGGGGUUCAAAUCCCAGGACUGAUGGGGUUAAAUAUCUGGUUGUACCCUUGGGCAAGCCACUUAACCCUCCCUAAAGCCUCAGGUGCCCUCCAGGCAACACUGUGCUGCUCUCAUCCUGCACAUAGAUAGACAAAUUAUGCAAAUUUUCUUUUGUAAGACCAAUAAAGUACAUAACAUGUGUAAAGCAAGAAGAACAGUAAUGCUGCAGUGUGUGGACACCCAGGACUGGAGCUUGACACUUACUCUAACGUGCUGAAAAGGAGAUGUGGGAAUAACCGAGAGACUGGACCUAUCAGGACAUCGUGAGAAACAGUUAUAGAACAUUUCUAAGGAACUAUGCAUCGAAUCUCGGUGGGUUAUGAACUAUGAAACUUCCAGUGCAAAUCCAGUUUGUCCAGUUUGGCCAUAUUUUAAGAACUAUCAAGCUGCUUGCACAGGUUUGCAACUUUUUAAAAGAAAAGAUGAAAAGAAAUUAUUUUUUAAAAGUUAUUUAUUUAAGAAGAAUGCUGUACACAUAUAUAGUGUAGCUAUUUUAAAUAACCUUCACUGAGAUCUCUCCUCGUCUGUAUUUUAUACCUUAUAACUCAACUGUCUUUUUCUGACCAUUUAUUUCUGUAGGUAUUUAGCUGUGACACCUUGUAUUGUAGUUUUCACUUUUCUUUUUUCUCAUCUGGCAUUCUAGUCACUUUUGAGUUGAUUCUUAUGCCAGCUACUAUAUUUCUUUUACAGCUAGUGCAGUGUGAGAAAUGGAGGCAUGGCAGAAGCUCAGUGUUCAGAGUCAUUCAACUGAACACAGUGGAUUUUACUGUCCCAGUCUGUCUUCUUGUCUCCCUCGGAGGGUCUGGGUUGCGUUGAACAAAGCCACUUGUGUAGUUGUUUCUAUUAUAUUAUUUUCAAUUGUCAAGCUUUCAAAAGCCUGUUUUUUAAUGCUGCUGUGUAAAUCCUGUCUGGAUGUGGAUGGAUCUGUUUGUGUGUGUGUGUGUGUGUGUGUGUGUGUCUGUGGGCCCUGUGUGUGUGUGUGUGUGUGUGUGUGUCUAUUGUGCCUCAUUUUGCAGCCUUUUCAGUAGCAGUUUCAAGACAGCAAUGCAACUUUCUUCCACUGCAGUACCAUCAGUCAUAUAAUAAUGUUUCCUUUGUUUAAUUUAAACCCUGAUGGAUUUUUUUAUAUAAAGCACACUUGUAAUAAAAUGAAAUUAUGUUUAUGAAAAACAAGAACCUGAAAACAAUAUUUUUCUCUCAUACACAUUGCUUUAAUACAAAAAUAGUGAAGUUCAUCUUAAUUUGUGGAAAGAAGUGCCUUCAUUACAAUGAAUUCUAUGAACAUAAGAUUGAGAUUUACUGACUUUAUUAAAGCUAAAAACAUCUAAUUCUUGAAAGGUCAAUAGCUGAUUCACUUUGGUUAGCCAAAUGAUUAUUGAUGGCUUUCCACAUUGCAUGUACAUGGGUUCAUUCUUGGGUUGCUAUGUGUGUUUCUGUCUGUCUGUCUGUCUGUCCAUUUGUUUGUUCAGUAUCAGUUUAAGUAUUUUAAAAAAUCUGCAAGAAUAAUUUUCCAAAGUUCAGUCUCAGAAGUUGGCUACAUUGUUGUUUCUCACAAUCCAGUUAAUCUCAAACACAUUUGAUUUUGGACAAGUUGAGCUCUGUCUAGUUUGUGUUGAAGGGGAAAAGUCUGUGAUUUAGAACAAAUUUGAUUCUUUUUGUCUGUCACCAUUUCUCACUGAGGGCUUCUUCUCCUUUUAGACCCAUAGUAUUAAGGUGUGUUCUCACAGUGGAAGAAUGGACAGAAACACCCAUAGAUUUUUUCAGAAGCAGGAGUGAAGCUUCAUUUUCUCUUGGAAAGCUUUAAGUACGUUGUUAAAAAUAAAGGUUCUGCACAGGUGCACAUUUUUUUCCAUCAAGUUACAAUGUAAAUGUUCCCUCAAAGGUACAGCAGCGGUUUUA
Messenger RNA from Pygocentrus nattereri (red-bellied piranha), 4518 nucleotides. RefSeq names its product heparan sulfate glucosamine 3-O-sulfotransferase 3A1-like. NCBI's taxonomy places the organism in Eukaryota, Metazoa, Chordata, Actinopteri, Characiformes, Serrasalmidae. Gene Ontology annotation, molecular function: [heparan sulfate]-glucosamine 3-sulfotransferase activity. The coding region runs from base 13 to 981 and encodes 322 amino acids. The record is from RefSeq and is a predicted model, not a curated record. The transcript is spliced from 2 exons.